Molecule: messenger RNA, 4042 nt
Organism: Pundamilia nyererei
Lineage: Eukaryota; Metazoa; Chordata; Actinopteri; Cichliformes; Cichlidae
Gene: rbm5
Product: RNA binding motif protein 5
Exons: 25
Coding region: 185-2758 (857 amino acids)
Biological process (GO): mRNA splicing, via spliceosome
Cellular component (GO): nucleus
Molecular function (GO): RNA binding
Source: RefSeq, a predicted model, not a curated record
GGUAACACCAAUGCAUCUUGGGAUAAAGAAGGUGCCAUCGCAGAUAAGUCUUUGGACGUGAGAUGAAUUUUCUUCUCCGCAAUUUUUCUAUUACCGCUUUGAAAAAAUAAUAGUGCGGGUGAAAAAAAAAACCCAUCAUAAAAGCUUACACUGAGGUCGUGUGAGUGCGGAAGCUGUAAGAAAUAUGGGGGCUGACAAAAGGAUUAGUCGAACAGAACGUAGCGGUAGAUAUGGUUCUGACCAGUGCCGUGAUGAGUCUGAGUGGCGCGACAGACGUGAGCGAGACCAAGAACGUGGUGAACACAACAUGCGCCGCUGGGGUGACGAGAGACGUGGUGAUCGUUAUGAAGGAGAUCGCAGAGGAUCACGAGAAAGCCCAGAGCAAAGGGAGAGGAAGCGUCGUAACAGUGAUAGAUCAGAAGAUGGUUAUCACUCAGAUGGUGACUACCAAGAGCAGGACUAUCGAAGGGAACCAGGGGACGAGAAGAAGAGCAAGACCAUCAUGCUGGGGGGUCUGUCUCCUCAUGUCACUGAGGAUGAUAUUCGUUUUGCCAUUGACCAACUUGAGGGACCCCAGCCAGUGGAUGUCAGGCUGAUGAAAAAGAGAACAGGUAUAAGCCGUGGUUUCGCCUUCGUGGACUUUUAUCACUUGCAAGAUGCUACACGAUGGAUGGAGACCAAUCAGAAACGUCUGACCAUCCAAGGAAAAACCGUAGACAUGCACUACAGUCACCCCAGAAACAAGUAUGAAGACUGGCUCUGCAGCACAUGUGGCCUGUACAAUUUCCGGAGGAGGCUGAAGUGCUUCAGGUGUGGAGCAGCCAAAGCUGAAAGUGAAGCGACCAAUAACACUGGAGUUCCUGAAACUCAACCCAGCGGAGAUUUCUAUGGCGAUACAAUCAUCCUUAGAAAUAUUGCUCCUAUGACCACAGUGGAAGCCAUCAUGACUGCCCUGGCACCAUAUGCCAAUCUAUCAUCCAACAACAUUCGUCUUAUUAAGGACAAGCAAACGGGCCAGAACAGAGGCUUUGCCUUUGUGCAGCUGUCUUCACCUCUGGAAGCAUCUCAACUGCUAACAAUCCUUCAAGGACUGCAGCCUCCCUUAAAACUAGAUGGAAAAACAAUUGGGGUGGAUUAUGCCAAGAGUGCUAGAAAGGACCUUUUACUCCCUGAUGGAAAUCGUGUCAGUGCCUUCUCUGUGGCCAGCACAGCUAUCGCUGCAGCCCAGUGGUCCUCAAGUCAGCCACAGCAGAGCUCAGAGGGAAUGUCAGAGUACAGCUACCUACAGGAAGGUUAUACUCCCAUGUCCCAGGAUUAUCAGACAUACUACCAGCAAGGAGCAGCAAUCAGCACCUCUCAGGGAAAUGGAAUUCUAGGAGCUGCCCCGGGUGUAAAGAUUGUUCCAACUGCAGUUGGAGUUGUGAUAUCACAGAACGCACAAGUCUACCAACCCCAUAUAAUUGCACAGCCUGCUGUGCAGGCAUUGCCACUUGCCCAACAGUUGGAGGCAAAACCCCAGGCUGGACACAUUUCAGGAAUUGAAGCUGCUUCUUUGCCAGCUGCUGCUUUAGCAGCUGCCACUGUUACCACUGCGGGGACAUUAACAGCCUCUGAACAGGCGGCGGACACCAACAUUGCUGUUCCUGAUACAUCCACCUAUCAAUAUGAUGAGUCUUCUGGCUACUAUUACGAUCCUCAGACUGGCCUCUACUAUGACCCAAAUACACAGUAUUACUACAAUUCUCAGACGCAGCAGUUUCUUUACUGGGACAGUGAGAAGCAGACAUACGUACCUGCCAGCACAGGCACUGGACAAAAUGAUGGCAAAACAGGUGGUUCUGCAGCAACAGGCACCAAAGAACCGAAAGAGGGCAAGGAGAAAAAAGAGAAGCCCAAAAGCAAGACAGCUCAGCAGAUUGCUAAGGACAUGGAACGGUGGGCUAAAAGUCUCAACAAGCAAAAGGAAAACUUCAGAAGUAGCUUUCAGCCUAUUAGUCAAGAAGAAAGAAAGGAGGCAGCAGCUGCUGAUGCUGGAUACACAUUGUUUGAAAAGAAGCAGGUAAGUCUAGACAGACUCAUCCCAGAGAUGCUAAGGGCCCCUGAAGAAGAGCCAUCAACCACCUCAGUCACCUCUUCAAAGUGUGGCCUUGUGGCUGCCUACAGUGGAGACAGUGACCCUGAGGAGGGAGGAGCAGAACCUGAUGGUGGUGAUAUAAGCCAGGACAAGCUGACAGACUGGAAAAAAUUAGCAUGCUUACUGUGUAGGAGACAGUUUCCCAAUAAAGAGAGUCUAAUCCGACAUCAGCAACUCUCAGACCUUCACAAGAAAAACCUGGAAGUUCUUCGCAGAUCCAAAAUGAGUGAAGCAGAGCUGGAAGAGCUGGAGAGAAAAGAGACUGAGAUGAAAUAUAGGGACAGGGCAGCCGAGAGAAGAGAAAAAUAUGGCAUCCCUGAACCGCCUGUGCCUAAAAAGAAGAAAUUUAACCAACCAGCGCCAGCAAUUAACUAUGAACAGCCCACUAAAGAUGGCCUCAACAGUGACAAUAUUGGGAACAAGAUGUUGCAGGCAAUGGGCUGGAAGGAGGGGAAAGGUCUUGGCCGCAACCAGCAGGGCAUCACAGCACCAAUUGAGGCUCAGUUAAGAACAAAGGGAGCUGGACUCGGCACUAAAGGAACCAACUACACCCUCUCUCCUUCAGACACCUACAAAGAUGCAGUCCGCAAAGCCAUGUUUGCUCGCUUCACUGAGCUGGAAUGAGUCAUUAGUCUGAAGCAAAAGUGACUUCUUGAAAUGGCCUGCCAACAAUCUGCUUCUUUUUGGUGUGGAGCUCCACUGUGUCUGCGUCACGAGAAGCUAAAGAGACGUUCCUAACGGUAUCAGUCCAGUCUGUGAUCCAUAAAAACUAUACCUCUUACUCUAAACCAGUCAAUGAAGAAAAAAUCUGUUGUAGGAAUAAUGACAUAGUUAAUAUAAUUUAUAAAUUGUACAUAUGCACAGUGAAUUUACAUUGCUGGUUUUCAGAUUUCUUUUAUAGUCAUUCAAUGUUAUGACAACUUUUUCUUUAAGUCUGAGCAUGUUUAAAUGAUUGUACAGUUUAUACAAAAUCUGGAUUAUUUGUACAGAAAUAAACGUGUGGCGUUAUUUUUCUCUGGUCUUCAUUAUGUUUGAUAACAUACGGCAGCUUUUCUUAAUGUAAAUUCUGAGUGUUUUCAGCAGUUAAAUUCAGAAAUAUUGCGGUGAGAUCUAUAUGUGCACCGCUAAUUCCAGAAUCUCACUGCUAAUAAAAUCAGCUGAAUAUGCAGUGGGAGCACUUGGCUGUAGAGAAGGCACAUUUUCACGUGUAGAGAAAAACCUUAGAUGACAAAAGCUGCUCUUUUGUCUGAUUUUUGGUGCUAAAUUAAGCAUUGCAAUCUGAGCAGUGGCUUCCUGUGAAACUUAAAGCUGUUCUCUGUAGUUCGGAAUUGUGGAAAUAGCAGUAACCAGCCUGUGACAGCAAAAAUCUGAAAUUACAUUUUUCCUUCUUUUGUAGAGGGUUUUUUUUUUUUUUUUUUUUUUUUAAAACUUAUUCCAAAUCAUUAUUUUGUCAGGGGAAAAAUAUUGAUGUGACAAUUCAACCACAUGAAUUAAAUGCAAUCGUAUUUGCGCACAAACUGAUACUGAUACAAUACCACCUUACUCUGGAUAUACCCAUGGUUCCCUAAAAAUGCCACAAUGCUUUGUGUUAUUUCAGUGUUUCAUAAUCCUUGAUAUACCUGGGAAGCUUCAUUUUUUUUUUUUUUUUUCUCAUUUGAAGAAUUUUUCCUGGUUGUCAAAACUGAAAUUCAGUGUUCCUUUUUGUUUGGACAAUAUGAAAUAAAAUUCUCCAAGUCAAAUAUAGUAAAAUAAAAAAUCCUUUUUCAGUCUGUCUUGACGCAGGUGCAGGUGCUGUCUCUACUGGCUGUUCUUUUGACACACUUAUUGUCCCUUUUUAAUUGUUUAUUAUAUAGUAAAUCCAUUGUAGUCUUUCUGUAUGUUACAUGUAAAUAAAACUUUGACAAAACA